Messenger RNA from Cetraspora pellucida, 537 nucleotides. The record is from the annotation of a GenBank genome assembly. NCBI's taxonomy places the organism in Eukaryota, Fungi, Glomeromycota, Glomeromycetes, Diversisporales, Gigasporaceae.
UUACUAACCGAAUCAACUAGGUGGUUAUUAUAUUUACAAGGAGAUGGGAUUGAAACAAAUAAAUCUGUAAAAGUUAUGUUUAAGAAUUUAAUAGAAAAUAAAGGCAAGCAUUUUGCUCAUGCGUUAUGGAUAACCUUAUUUGGUGCAUUCAUGUUUCAUUUGAUAGCUGUCGUUUUUGGCGCUCCUGUGAUUGAUGAUGUUCAAAAUACUUGGUUAUUUGCGCUUUAUAUAUCGCUUUUGGCAAUCUAUCCUCCUGCCUGUGCCUUCAAAAAUCAAGGACCUAUUUGGGCACGGGUGUUCUCUGAUGGAAGCCCGGAAAGUAUUCCCGAAAAAUUAAUUUAUUAUACAACAGUAGCUACAGUUGUUGGUGCUUGGUUAGGUGCUAUUGUUAUUCCUCUGGACUGGGACAGACCUUGGCAGGUGUGGCCAAUUCCUUGUGUAAUUGGAGGAUUUGUUGGACAUGGAAUUGGAAGUAUUAUAGCGUUAUCGAUGUGUUAUUUUAAUGAUGAUAAUACUGUACAAAAAAAGCGAGAAUAA